AUGACGCCCGUUGGCCGGAAGACGACGGCCGCAUCUGCAUCUUUUGCUGUUCGGCGACGGCCCACCGAUAGGACGACCUGUAGGGCAAGCCGUUCUCGAUACCUGAUCCACACAAUGGUCAAGUUCGCCAUCGAGAAUACCUACCCACCAACCUACCCUGAGGCGGCACGCGGCCAGACAUUGGCAACUUCAGUCUUGAUCGGCAGUGCUUUGAACCAUCGACAACCUUCUGCCUACUCUUGGACGGGCAUUGACGUCGAAAUCGCCCUACGCUGGCUCCUCAUGUGA
This is a messenger RNA of Colletotrichum destructivum, 288 nucleotides long. RefSeq lists its product as uncharacterized. The transcript is spliced from 2 exons. Bases 1 to 288 code for a protein of 95 amino acids. NCBI's taxonomy places the organism in Eukaryota, Fungi, Ascomycota, Sordariomycetes, Glomerellales, Glomerellaceae. The record is from RefSeq and is a predicted model, not a curated record.